Molecule: messenger RNA, 535 nt
Organism: Sinocyclocheilus rhinocerous
Lineage: Eukaryota; Metazoa; Chordata; Actinopteri; Cypriniformes; Cyprinidae
Product: ceramide synthase 1-like
Exons: 3
Coding region: 9-314 (101 amino acids)
Biological process (GO): ceramide biosynthetic process
Cellular component (GO): membrane
Molecular function (GO): sphingosine N-acyltransferase activity
Source: RefSeq, a predicted model, not a curated record
UGUCCAACAUGGGGGCCAUUAGUUUUAGCAUCACAUGGUUUUGGUUCCGUUUGUACUGGUUCCCCCUCAAAGUUCUGUGGGCCUCCUGUGUCACCAGCAUCCAGUCGGUUCCCAACAUCCCUUUCUAUUUCUUCUUCAACACACUCCUGUUUGCCCUGCUCCUCAUGAAUAUCUACUGGUUCCUGUUCAUUGUACUGUUCGUGGGGAAGGUCCUGACGGGCCAGAUGAAGGAGGUAAAUGACGUGCGGGAGUACGAGGAGGAGGACCUAAAGGAGAAAAAAGACACUAAUGAUCAGAUGUCUACUGAAGGGUAAGCAAAGAAAUGCAGCAGUCUGUGGUUAGCGCAGGUUUACAGUAUGUGCAUGUAACGAAGAGGAAGUCGUGUGGUCAACUAGCAGUUCAGGCAGAACUGAGAGCUGUAGAUUCAACUACCUUGAGUGAACCAAAAUGUUUUUGCCUAUUCCUACUGGUAUUUAUUGCGGUGGUGUACACAUGCACUUAACCUAUAAACACGCUCAUUCCAACAUGACCUGAA